Molecule: messenger RNA, 1708 nt
Organism: Umbelopsis ramanniana AG
Lineage: Eukaryota; Fungi; Mucoromycota; Umbelopsidomycetes; Umbelopsidales; Umbelopsidaceae
Exons: 3
Coding region: 45-1232 (395 amino acids)
Biological process (GO): pyrimidine nucleotide-sugar transmembrane transport
Cellular component (GO): Golgi membrane
Molecular function (GO): UDP-galactose transmembrane transporter activity
Source: RefSeq, a predicted model, not a curated record
GCUCUGUUUUGCAACCUCUUGUUACCGUUCAAUCAUCUCUAAAAAUGGCGUCUGAAACUAUAUCAUUAUGGGGAAUACCUCUCAAGUACCUCUCCCUCAUUAUUCUUGUGGUACAAAAUAGUGCUCUCAUUUUAGUCAUGCGGUAUACCAGAGCAAGCGUCCCAGAGGAUCAGCUUUACUUGGCAUCUACAGCCGUUGUCAUGAGCGAAGUUAUGAAAGCUCUUGUUUGUAUCGCUCUUUUGUUCUUUGCCCCUCCUCCAGGCAAGCGUACUUUCAAGAGACUGGUUAGAAAUCUGAAUCGAGAGCUGAUAGUGCAGUGGCGGGAGACCCUUAAGCUGUCUAUCCCUGCUGGAUUGUAUUUGAUCCAGAACAAUCUUCAAUACUUGGCUGUCUCCAACCUUGACGCAGCAACUUUCCAAGUCACCUAUCAAUUGAAAAUUAUUACCACUGCAUUCUUCAGUGUUAUUAUUCUCCGACGGUCUCUCAACAAAUUGAAAUGGAUUGCCAUUACUCUGCUGACUGUUGGUAUCGCGUUGGUCGUCCUGCCUAGAAAUGCAACUCUUUCAACCUUUGGAUCCUUCCUCUCGCAGACAACUUUAUCCGAUGAUCGAUCGGAUGAUAUGGAUGAUGCAGUCGAUAGCGUUGGCAAUCAGUCCAACAUGAAGGGUUAUGUUGCUGUCUUGCUAGCCUGCUUCUUGUCUGGUUUGGCUGGAGUCUAUUUCGAAAAGAUCCUAAAGUCACCUGUCGUCAAACCUCAGCCAAAGUACACUCGAUUUGAGUCGGUUGGAGACAAGGAGCUUGGCGAAGACACCAACUCUAGAAAAUCAUCCGUCGAACUAGACGAAGAAGAUCCAGUCAGUGGAAUGGAAGACGACGGUGUUCCUCAAAGUGCACAAGUCUGGGUUCGCAACAUUCAAAUGUCUUUGUUCUCUCUGCUUUUUGGUUUGGUCUUUGUUGUUGGUAUCCAGGAUGGUCGUAAGGUUGCAACGGACGGAUUUUUUGCCCACUACAACAUUUUGACGUGGGUUGUCAUUUCUAUUCAAGCCAUUGGUGGACUCAUCGUUGCUCUUGUUGUCAAGUAUGCUGAUAACAUCUUGAAGGGAUUCGCCACAUCUAUCAGUAUCAUUUUGUCCAUGCUGGUCUCUGUAUGGUUAUUCAAUUUCAUCAUCUCUGGACCAUUUGUUCUGGGUGCUGCUCUUGUCAUCUUUGCAACGCGUCUUUAUGGAAUGUAAAAAGAGUUUGCGGCUCAUCGGCUAUUGCAAAAGAUGCCUCAGCAAUGUUAUCUAUUGGAUAUUACAGCUACACACACCCAACAACCCUUUACAACCCUCAUCUAAAUACGUUAUAUCUUGUUUCAUUCUUCCUUCCACACUUAGUUUCUUUUCUUGUUAUUCUUCCAUCUUUUUUUGGGGUUCAGGGGCUUCCACACACCUGUGGCUAUUUUUGGGCCCCUUUUAGCUUUCUCGUUUCCUAUUUGUUCGAUAUCCACCCACGCUUUUCUUUCUGUGCACAUUUUAGCCUCCACCUCUGUCGCUUCCUCCAAUCCCUUCCAACUGACACUCUUCGAUCACUUCAUAUAUACCGUAAUAAUCAUAUUUACACCUUUUGACAGAACUUUUUCUGUCAUGAUGUGUGCAAAUAGAAUAAAAGAAACUCGCCGUAUACGCCACCCUUCAAGCCUAAUUUUGACACAGCACUUUAACAACAC